AUGUCUCGGAGGUCAGCACCCCCCUCCCCCAUCUAUCAGCACCUCUCGUUCCCCUCUAUCAGCACCUCGUUCCCCUCUAUCAGCACCUCUAGUUCCCCUCUAUCAGCACCUCUCGUUCCCCUCUAUCAGCACCUCACUUACCCCUCUCUCAGCACCUCCACUCCGACACUCACUGCACUACCAUCCCCCCUCUGUCCUCUCAACCUUCCCCCUGUCACUGUACCUCCCUUCUCCCUCUGUCCUCACCUCCCUUCCCACUAUGACACACCUCUGUUCCCCUCUCACAUCACCUCUUCCCCCCCUGCCAGCGUCACCACUAACCCUCUACCCCGCGUGCCUCAACUCCUUUCCUCUUUAUUCGUGCACUUAUCUUGCCCCUCUGACCGCACCGCACCCCCCUUCCAACUCACCCAUCACCUCCUAACCCACUGCCCGCACCCUCUUUUCCCUCUCCACGCACCUUCAUUCCCCCCUUUUGACCUCACCUUCCUUUUCCCCUCCCCUUGCACCUUCUCCCCACCUCUGUCCUCUCCUCCCUUCCCCCUCUCACAGCUCCUACCUUCCCCCACCCACAGCAUCUCCCUUCCCCCACCCACAGCAUCUCCCUUCCCCCUCUCACAGCUCCUCCCUUCCCCCUCUCACAGCUCCUCCCUUCCCCCACCCACAUCAUCUCCCUUCCCCCUAUCACAGCUCCUCCCUUCCCCCUCUCACAUCUCCUACCUUCCCCCACCCACAGCAUCUCCCUUCCCCCUAUCACAGCUCCUCCCUUCCCCCUAUCACAGCUCCUCCCUUCCCCCUCUCACAGCUCAUACCUUCCCCCACCCACAGCAUCUCCCUUCCCCCUAUCACAGCUCCUCCCUUCCCCCUCUCACAGCUCCUCCCUUCCCCCACCCACAUCAUCUCCCUUCCCCCUCUCACAGCUCCUCCCUUCCCCCUCUCACAGCUCCUACCUUCCCCCACCCACAGCAUCUCCCUUCCCCCACCCACAGCAUCUCCCUUCCCCCUAUCACAGCUCCUACCUUCCCCCUCUCACAGCUCCUCCCUUCCCCCACCCACAGCAUCUCCCUUCCCCCUAUCACAGCUCCUCCCUUCCCCCUCUCACAGCUCCUCCCUUCCCCCACCCACAGCAUCUCCCUUCCCCCACCCACAGCAUCUCCCUUCCCCCUAUCACAGCUCCUCCCUUCCCCCUCUCACAGCUCCUCCCUUCCCCCACCCACAGCAUCUCCCUUCCCCCUCUCACAGCUCCUCCCUUCCCCCACCCACAUCAUCUCCCUUCCCCCUCUCACAGCUCCUCCCUUCCCCCUCUCACAGCUCCUACCUUCCCCCACCCACAGCAUCUCCCUUCCCCCACCCACAGCAUCUCCCUUCCCCCUAUCACAGCUCCUACCUUCCCCCUCUCACAGCUCCUCCCUUCCCCCACCCACAUCAUCUCCCUUCCCCCUAUCACAGCUCCUCCCUUCCCCCUCUCAUAGCUCCUCCCUUCCCCCACCCACAGCAUCUCCCUUCCCCCACCGACAGCAUCUCCCUUCCCCCUAUCACAGCUCCUCCCUUCCCCCUCUCACAGCUCCUCCCUUCCCCCACCCACAUCAUCUCCCUUCCCCCUAUCACAGCUCCUCCCUUCCCCCUCUCAUAGCUCCUCCCUUCCCCCACCCACAGCAUCUCCCUUCCCCCUCUCACAGCUCCUCCCUUCCCCCUCUCACAGCUCCUCCCUUCCCCCACCCACAUCAUCUCCCUUCCCCCUAUCACAGCUCCUCCCUUCCCCCUCUCACAUCUCCUACCUUCCCCCACCCACAGCAUCUCCCUUCCCCCUAUCACAGCUCCUCCCUUCCCCCUAUCACAGCUCCUCCCUUCCCCCUCUCACAGCUCAUACCUUCCCCCACCCACAGCAUCUCCCUUCCCCCUAUCACAGCUCCUCCCUUCCCCCUCUCACAGCUCCUCCCUUCCCCCACCCACAUCAUCUCCCUUCCCCCUAUCACAGCUCCUCCCUUCCCCCUCUCACAGCUCCUCCCUUCCCCCUCUCACAGCUCAUACCUUCCCCCUCCCACAGCAUCUCCCUUCCCCCUAUCACAGCUCCUCCCUUCCCCCUCUCACAGCUCCUCCCUUCCCCCACCCACAUCAUCUCCCUUCCCCCUCUCACAGCUCCUCCCUUCCCCCUCUCACAGCUCCUACCUUCCCCCACCCACAGCAUCUCCCUUCCCCCACCCACAGCAUCUCCCUUCCCCCUAUCACAGCUCCUACCUUCCCCCUCUCACAGCUCCUCCCUUCCCCCACCCACAGCAUCUCCCUUCCCCCUAUCACAGCUCCUCCCUUCCCCCUCUCACAGCUCCUCCCUUCCCCCACCCACAGCAUCUCCCUUCCCCCACCCACAGCAUCUCCCUUCCCCCUAUCACAGCUCCUCCCUUCCCCCUCUCACAGCUCCUCCCUUCCCCCACCCACAGCAUCUCCCUUCCCCCUCUCACAGCUCCUCCCUUCCCCCACCCACAUCAUCUCCCUUCCCCCUCUCACAGCUCCUCCCUUCCCCCUCUCACAGCUCCUACCUUCCCCCACCCACAGCAUCUCCCUUCCCCCACCCACAGCAUCUCCCUUCCCCCUAUCACAGCUCCUACCUUCCCCCUCUCACAGCUCCUCCCUUCCCCCACCCACAUCAUCUCCCUUCCCCCUAUCACAGCUCCUCCCUUCCCCCUCUCAUAG
Messenger RNA from Closterium sp. Naga37s-1, 2691 nucleotides. NCBI's taxonomy places the organism in Eukaryota, Viridiplantae, Streptophyta, Zygnematophyceae, Desmidiales, Closteriaceae. The record is from the annotation of a GenBank genome assembly.